Molecule: messenger RNA, 2860 nt
Organism: Diachasma alloeum
Lineage: Eukaryota; Metazoa; Arthropoda; Insecta; Hymenoptera; Braconidae
Product: protein gar2
Exons: 11
Coding region: 81-1433 (450 amino acids)
Cellular component (GO): mRNA cleavage and polyadenylation specificity factor complex
Molecular function (GO): mRNA binding
Source: RefSeq, a predicted model, not a curated record
CAGCACAGCAGCAGUCAACGGAAGGAGUCACCUCUAGAGAGUGUUUUUGGGAUUGUUCAGGAGUUUUUAAUUUAUUACAAAUGGUACAGACACGCAGUAUGAAACGGAAGGAGGAACAGAGGGCCGAACGAAGGGUCACACGAGAGAAAAAUAAGAAAUUCAGGGAAAAUUGGGAACUGAUUGACCUCGUCGAUUCAACAAACGAAAUGGAGGAGGAGGAGGAGUUAACUUUCUUUCAGCAUACUACGAGAGACGAUAGUGAUUAUCCACUCUCGCCAGGUUCUUCCCAGAUUGAGAGAGCUAGUCCUUUGGAGCCUCCGUUUCGAGGUUUUUCAAUUUUGCAAGAUUCUCGUCAGACUGUAGCAGCAUUUGACACUAUCGAGUCUUCACUUGCAAGUUCCGAAGGGGAUUAUCAAUCUACAGAGAAUUUGACCUCUUCGAGUGAUGUCUCAAGUGGUGUCCCAAGAAUCCCAGCUGUCAGUCAACUACACGUGGGAGAACGAUCAUCUAAAAGAGACAACCUCGAAAAACUAGUUCACAGGCUCCUGAAUAAAAAAGUCAAACAGGAAUUGCAGGACCCUCUUCAAGAAGUUCAGGCACCUCUUCAGGAAUUGCAGCCCACAGCCCAUGUCUGCCCUGACUCACAACUCAGUCCUCCUCACGUACCUCAGCAGCCCCCGAAUACCCCCGACAGGAAUAGUCCAGCCCGCAGGGCUUUACAAGGUAAAAAAGAGAGGGCCGAACAGAGAAUCGAACCAGAAAAACCUGAGAAAUCCAUGAAAACUCUAGAACUGAUUGAUCUCGUCGAUUCAAUGGAUGGUAAAAAAGAGAGGGCCGAACAGAUGGUCAAACCAGAAAAACCUGAGGAGUCCAUGAAAACUCCGGAACUGAUUGACCUCAUCGAUUCAAUGGAUGAAGUCAUGGUGCAACAUAACAUCAGAAGUAAUGACCACAGAAGCAUACCAUCGUUCCUCAACCUUCCGUUUGAUAAUCGUUGGACUGUGGGAGGAGCCCCUCGUCACUCAGGAAAUAAUUACCGUUGGGGCUUUACGGGAGCAGGGAAUCACCACAGGCCCAGACCAGCACCCUAUCCACAACUUUACUCCUGCAGUAAAUCCUGUGCGGAUCAGUGUUCAGCAGACGAGACGAUGAGGAGUGUCUUUGUUGGAAAUAUUGCGCAUAAAGCAACAGAGGAGGAUCUGUGGACGAUCUUUGGUCAGAUCGGACCACUUGAUUCGGUCAGAUUGAUAUAUGACAGAAAGAUAGGAAGGGCCAGUGGCUUUGGUUUCGUGGCGUACAAGGAUCAGGAAACAGCCCUGAAGGCAAUACAGUCCCUGAAUGGCUACGAGCUCAGAGGAAAGAUGCUCAUAGUCGACAAAGCCAAUGAAAAAAAAUCAAAGAUUUCAAAGGUCUCAUGUACAGUCACUCACUAGUUCGUGAACAACCUGAACUUGCAGACUGUGUAUUCCGUUCACGAACUUUAGUGGACUUAACAAAGAUGUUUGUAUAUUUGUAUCUUUUACCUUGAAAUGCUGUGAUUUUAAAUUUUACAAGGGGAAUAAUUGUUUACGUGAAUUUGAAAAUAUCUGUACAUCUAGGUAUUUGUUAAAAAUUGAAGAGACUACAGACUUCAAAGAAUGAUCAUAACAAUAUAUUUUACAGUUGUGAUUAUCGCGAUUUAAUUGGAACAAUCGAAAUAUGAGAGAAUCAAAAAUUCGAAUCGAACAGAAAUACUUUUUAUGCCAAGCAUAAAGGUAUGUGUUCAUUAGAAAUAACAUUGAAAAAACUUGGGGAGUGUUAUAACAGUUACUUUUAUAUUCAUUUUUUGUUUAUGUAUUUGUAUAUUUGCAUAUUCUGCCUUCAAAUAGCCUUGAAAUGCUGUGAUUUGAAUUUUAUAAUAUGCAUAAUUGUUUUCUUGGAUGGGAAAAGACUAUAUAGAUUGUAAGUAUAUCAGAAGUGAUCGUAACAAUAUCUUUUAUUGUCAUGAUUAUCGCCGUUUAAAAAUGUGAUGGGUUGAUACAAAUGGAUAAAACCCGAAUUUUCAGUACCUCAAGGUAAACGCUUUAACACUAAAAAACGGUCUCUUUAUCAAUUUCCAAAAUGUGUUUUUGCUUGCAAUAUCUCUGGCCCCAAGUUUCUAGAAUGAUAAUUUGAAUAAUGGAAAUAUGAAAAAAAAAAAUUGAACCGAUAUACUUGUUAAGCCAAAAGUGUCUAUGUAUAGGUUCAUGAGAGAAAACACUGAAAAAACUUGGGGAAUGUGAUAACAGAGUUUUUUUUAAAUUUUAAUAAGAUGAACGUUUUAGUUCGUAAUAACAUACAUAUAUGUAUGUACGUCUAUACAUUUUAUAUUUAUGUUUUGUUCAUGUAUUUAUAUAUUCGUACCUUUCGCCUUGAAAUACUGUGAUAUUGAAUUUUGCAAUACACAUAACUGUUUCCUUCGAUGGGACAAUAUUUGUAUAUCUAGUUUGUUAACAAAUAUGAAAGACUGCAAAUUUCACGUAUAUGAGAAGGAAUGAUUAUAACAUUGUAUUUUGUAGGCAUGAUUAUCGCUAUUUAAAACUGUGAUGUUCGAUAGGAUCAAUGGUUAAAAUUUGAAUGUUCAGUAUCUCAAGGUAAACUUUAGCCCCAAAAAUAGUUUCAUUAUUAAGUUCCAAAAUGUGUUUUUGCUUGCAGUGCCUCUGGCCCCAAAUUUAUAGAAUGAUAAUUUCAAUAAUCGAAGUAUGAGAGAAUAAAAAAAAAUCGAACAGAAAUACUUGUUAUGCCAAAAGUGUAUAUGCAUGGGUUCAUUUAAGAAAACACUGAAAAAAAAUUGUUUUUAUAAAUUUCAAUAAAAUAAUCGUUUUUUGUUUGUCAUAACACA